CCCAUCCCCCAUCCCCGUUGCUAUGACCACCGUCUCCUAGCGACGGGAGCGUCGCUAAACAAAGGAGAGAGAGGACCACCGUGGCCCCGGCUGGGUCGCAGCAGGCCGGAUCGUUGUCUCCAACGGCAGGCGGGCUGGGGUGCGGAGGUCAGGGGUCGGAGGUCAGAGGUAGAGGCCAUGACCCACAGGGAGCGACUGACCCUGCCGCGGGAGCUGCCGCCCGUGCCCGCGGGGAUGAGCGCCAAACCCUGGUACAAGGAGAAGCUGCCGUCCAAGUCCUUCCGCGGGGGUAAGGGCCGGUUGAUCUUCCCCGACGCCCUGAACAGCCGCCGGUGGAAGUUCCUGGACGGGAGCGUCGCGGAGGGCCGCGGGCCCCGUGCCCCCGAGGCCGUCGCCCUCCGGCCCGGCCCGGGCCCGGCCUUCCUCCCGCCCCUCGUCCGCCACGAGCCGGCGAAGGCGACGCCGACGCCCGGCCCGGCCCACGAGAAGCUCCGGGAAAAGAUGACCGAGGCGUCGGUGCGGGCUUCUAGGCUGUCCGCCUGCCAGAGGGCCCGCCGGGCCUACGUCAGCGACGUCGAACGGCGGCUGGCACGACAUCCCCUCGCCCACUACUCUCAUCUCGAAGACCAAGUCUCCCCCGAGAGUGAGCGUGUGGCUCUGUGCCCGCAGCUGCUUGCCCACGUCCUGGAGACGCUCGACCCGGAGAAGAACCUGCAGAAGGAAUGGGCUCGGUGGGCGGAAAUCCAGAGAGACGAGCCACGGCCCGUCCCCCGCCCAAAGCCGCCGGUCCGUUUGCCAACCCGCCCCAAGAAGACUCCGCCCCAGAAUCCCUACAGAUGGCUCUCGGAGGGAGAGGAGAUGAGAGAAGACGCUGCGUACGGCUCCCCGCCUCUGGAUGAAAAUGUACAGCGGGCAACUAAAGAGUUUUGUGACUGGGUGGCUUCUUUGGGCGGGGUCCAGAACCACCUGGACGAAUCCACCGUCCGGAGCCUCUUCGCUACCGGCUACGACGUCCCGCGGAGUUUCCCGCUGCGCGUGGUGGAGCUCGGCAGAAUCCCGGAGGAGCUGAAGAAACGUCUGGGCCCCCGACUGCGGUCCCCCGGUACGGCCCGGACGGGCCGGAGCAAGUCUCAGGAUCCUUACAGACCCGCCUGGGAGAAGAUCCGCUACGGAGCCUGGUACCUGAAUCCCAAGUUGUGGAAAAAGCAACGAGCGGAUGAACCUCUGAAAGACCCAAAGGUUGAACUGGCUGCCCAGAAGGAAAAAUUGAGAAAGGCUCUUCAGGAAAGGGAUUACCGGAUCCUGGAACACCACGGAAUCAUGGCCUUCGUGAAGUUCAUUGAAAGCAAAGGCUACCGGAUGCCAAACUUCCUCACUAAGAUCUUUGCCCAGAAGGAGCUGGCAGAAGCCUCUGAGGUGACUUCUAAACCGUCCCCGAAGCGACCGCGGUUCAAGAAAAGGAAAAUCGAAGUUCAUUCCACCUCUCCCCACCCCAAGGGGUGAGGGCGCGUGGCUUUGGCUCGACUCUACUCAGACCUUUACCUUGCCCCGUCCUUCGGACAGAACCCGGAAACAUUAAACGAGCUCUUCAGCGGAGCUCCGGUAGAGUCAUCCUCUUUUCGAGCCUUAUCCCUGGCUUUCUCCCGAGGCCUUCGGGCCCGUUGAUUUUCCGGCAAGGCUCGGCUCCAGGGACGCCGACGGUCUGCCCAUCCGGGGAUGUACUGGACGGAGGACUUCAGAGGCGCGCGCCUCACCGGGGCACGGGUAGGGAGUCAUUCCGCCUCCCUCCCUCUUACCCGCUGCCAUCUCCCAACCCCCUGCUCCCUCCCACCGUGGGUUGACCAUCUUCCAUUCAGUCGUACCGACUGAGCGCUUACCGCGCGCGGAGCACCGUACCGAGCGCCCGGGGGAGGACGCGACGGCCACAGGCGCGUUCCCGGCCCACGACGAGCCCGCGGUCUCGAGGAGGCGGACGUUAAGGCACCUAAAUGAAUAAACGAAUAAAUGAAC
Molecule: messenger RNA, 2010 nt
Organism: Ornithorhynchus anatinus (platypus)
Lineage: Eukaryota; Metazoa; Chordata; Mammalia; Monotremata; Ornithorhynchidae
Gene: FAM47E
Product: family with sequence similarity 47 member E
Exons: 8
Coding region: 178-1503 (441 amino acids)
Source: RefSeq, a predicted model, not a curated record